AUGGCCAGGAGGAAGACGCAUAGUCGAGACACUUUUUCUUUCAUUCAUGUAUCCCAUCCUGAUGGAUUCAAAGACAAAGAGACUCAAAACAAGAUUCGUCGUCAUGCUAUGGGAGCGGCAGGCCAGUUGCGACUGAAGCCGCGCCGAAAUCCGACUGUAUCAGUUGAUAUCCCUCCUAACACAACCGUCAUCGUCGGCCAAAGUCCACAAUUUCUAUUCCAAUAUCCCCAGCAGCAAAUAGUACCCAAUAUUACAUUCUUGGGCUCAUAUCCCGUCGAAACGAGCACCCGAGCCCGCCAACUUAUUCAUUUUAUAGUGCAAGUUGCGGGCAACCUUCAUUUCAUACCAUUUCGAUAUGAAUCGUACUCAUUGGCUACUACCGACCCCGCUGCGUUCUACCUCUAUCUGGCGAAUGCAGCCUUCUUACACAAUCAUCUUACACAGAAGGAGAGCAACCAAGAGUCGAGCAAGUAUCUCGGUGUAUGUUUGAGCCAGGUUAUCGCAAGACUAGAAAAGGAGGCUCCUUUCAUUAGCCCUGGCUUGGCGUACACUAUGUUAGGGCUUGCCUGCCACGAGACGCAUUUGGGGAAUUGGGAUCGUCGAGUCGUUCAUCUAGAUGGUCUCGAAAGAGCCGUCAAAGCCCGCGGAGGGCUUGAAAGCCUUGAUCAAAUGAUCUCAUUACUUAUAUUUUGGUUUGAUGUUCUCGAAUCAUCCACACGGGAUUGUGUCCCCAGAUACGCCAUUCCUGCACAUCUGAUCGCCGAACCGUAUCCCGAGGAGACAAUAUCCUCUCCAUUAGCUAGCAUCAUUGAAAGACUCACACGAUCUGGAAACCCCGAGAUUGCUGGAGCUCUCAAGAGUUUUGGAAGCCUUGUCGACUCCAUAAGUCACAAAGCUCACGAUGAUGAAUUCUGGAACAGUUCAUCGCAAGGGGCAACUUUGAUAACUCCUAUUACGCAUUCUUUAUUAUCAAUGCCAAGGCCAACGGGAGUAAUUGGUAGAGAAAACGACGACUCUGGCGACUAUGCGAUUGAAAUAGCCCGGAUUGCCUUGCUGAUUAUUCUGACACGCCUCAAACAAACUUUCUCAUUUCCGACCGACGAGCUCAGUUAUCUUCAGGAGAGAUUCAGAAUGCUCCUCUUUUGCCACUCCGGGUCCGAGUUUCCGGACCUUGAACUUUGGUGUGUGGUUUAUGUAUCCUUGAUAGACUCGGCGCACAUGGGGGCAUAUGUCUCAUACAUCGACAAGUUAGCCGAGGAACUGGGAGUUGAGGGUCCUGAAGAGAUAUCAGCAUUGGCAAGAAACAUCAUCUUUGCUGAUCGAAUCUUUCCCUCAGAUGUCGGGGUUUUAGAUUUUAACGCUGUGAAAGGAAACAUGUUACCUGGCCAAAUUUAG
Clonostachys byssicola is the source of this 1395-nucleotide messenger RNA. The record is from the annotation of a GenBank genome assembly. NCBI's taxonomy places the organism in Eukaryota, Fungi, Ascomycota, Sordariomycetes, Hypocreales, Bionectriaceae.